GAUUCUCGCCAAAUUUCGAACACAGUUUUGGCAUCAAUCUUCCUCAGCAAUGGCGGUUCCUAUGUUCAAUCUCGCCCCUCAACUCUCCGUCUCAAGGCUCUGCUUCGGAACCAUGACUUUCGGCGAGCAGAACUCGAUUUCUCAGUCGUUUCGCCUCCUGGACCAAGCUUCCAACGCCGGAAUCAACUUUUUCGACUCCGCAGAAAUGUAUCCAGUUCCUCAGCGUUCCCAAACUCAGGGACGGAGCGAAGACUACCUUGGCCGUUGGAUUCGUGACCGCAAGAUCUCUCGCGACCGCGUCGUCUUGGCCACCAAGGUCUCAGGACCAUCAGGGCAGAUGACUUGGAUUCGAGGAGGGCCAGAGUGCUUGGAUGCCACAAAUAUCACAGACGCCAUUGACAAUAGUUUGCUGCGACUGCAGACAGACUACAUUGAUCUUUAUCAGAUUCAUUGGCCUGAUCGCCAUGUCCCCAUGUUUGGAGAAACGGAUUAUGAUCCAACCCGGCAAUUUUGUUCAAUUAGUAUAGAGGAACAACUCGAUGCUCUUGGUAGUGCUGUUAGUGCUGGAAAGAUCAGAUAUGCUGGUCUCAGCAAUGAAACACCAUAUGGUGUUAUGAAGUUUGUUCAGGCAGCUGAACGAGACCCUUGCCAUCCAAAAAUAAUAUCUGUGCAGAACUCAUACAACUUGCUCUGCCGAACUUUUGAUUCUGGAAUGGCCGAAUGUUGUCAUCACGAGAGGAUCGCCUUACUGGCCUACAGCCCCCUUGCAAUGGGUAUACUUUCUGGGAAAUAUUUUUUGCCUGAUGGAGGUCCAGGAGAUGCUCGGUUAAAUAUUUUUAGAGGAAGGUAUUCAGAAGGGGAAUCCAGAUACAAUCUAUCCAACAAGAUCAUAAAAGCCGCUACUGUGGAAUACCUUGAUAUUGCAAAUAAAUUUGGUCUUCAUCCAGUAUCUCUUGCAAUUGCUUUUGUCUUGAGACAUCCUCUUGUCGGGAGUGUUAUUUUCGGAGCUACCAAGUCUUGGCAGCUUCAGGAGAUUCUAGAUGCGUGCAAGGUUAACCUAGCACCCGAAUUAAUUGAGGAAAUUAACAAGGUUCACUCAAAGUAUCCUAAUCCAUGCCCCUAAUCAACAUUCAUCUUACUGAUCUGUCCUUGAUGUUUUAAUGGAAAUCAAAUCACACAUAACAAACUCAGAAUUUGGUAGGCUGUGAUUGGUGAUGCUUUUCCAUUUAGUAUCUUCAUUUGUAGAAAAAAGGGGUAAUUAACAUGUUGAUGAAAGUUAAUUUACCAACUAAAAAUGCU
Messenger RNA from Morus notabilis, 1299 nucleotides. Its product is annotated as protein tas. Gene Ontology annotation, molecular function: oxidoreductase activity. The record is from RefSeq and is a predicted model, not a curated record. Lineage: Eukaryota; Viridiplantae; Streptophyta; Magnoliopsida; Rosales; Moraceae. The coding region runs from base 50 to 1123 and encodes 357 amino acids. The transcript has 12 exons.